GCGCGGGGCCGGGCGCGCGGGAGACCCGCAGCCAGCGCCGCCGCCGCGGAGACAGGAGAGCGAGAGCGGCCCCUGCUGCCGCCGCGUCUGAACCCCGCGCCCCCGCUUCGCUGCAGCGGCCUAGGCGGAGUGGGAGGGAUUCCCCCGCCGGGCGGUGCCCGCCUCAGUUAGGUUCCCUGUGGAAACCAACGGGGGGGAUUGGGGCCCGCGAGCCGCUGCUGGGGCUCCGACGCCGGGCAGCCCGCGGUGCCCCCAGGGUUUUAUAUUGCCACCCCCUCAUCAUGAUAGCUGAGCACCUUCUAUGAACAUUUCAUAGCAGUAAUUAAGUCCUUGGUGAACUUCAUGAAGUCUCUCAGGAUUAAAACUCUGCUUGGGGGAAGAUGGGACUCAUCCAAGUUUCCUGAGUAAUAAGAAUGGGUCCAGAUGUACCUCUCCUGAAUGAUUACAAACAGGAGUUCUUCUUGAAGCGCUUUCCACAGACUGUUUUGGGUGGUCCCCGAUUUAAAUUGGGCUAUUGUGCGCCUCCUUACAUAUAUGUGAAUCAGAUCAUUCUUUUCCUGACACCAUGGGUUUUGGGAGGAGUAGGAACACUUUUGUAUCAGUUAGACAUUAUGAAAGACUAUUACACUGCAGCACUUUCAGGAGGACUGAUGCUUGUUACAGCACUUAUCCUCCAGAUGACAAAUCUGUAUGCAAGACAGAAAACAGUGACAGUAGAAAGAAUGCAAAUCCAGAAUACCCUAAGGGAUGAAGAUGAGUAUGAAUUUUCCAGCUGUGUGGGUUCAGAGACAGUUAAAUUUAUUAUUCCAGGAAAGAAAUAUAUAGUCAACACUGUUUUUCAUUCCUUUCUUGCUGGGGUAAUGUGUGGGUUGGGAACUUGGUAUUUGCUGCCAAACAGAAUAACCUUGCUGUAUAGUAACAUUGGAGGAACUAUUGUGAUCUUUGUGUUUGGAUGGGUAACUAUUUGUAUAGGAGAAUAUUCUUUAAUCAUAAACACAGCUACAGAGACAGCUACUUUUCAAGCACUGGAUACUUAUGAAAUUACUGCUCUGAUGAGACCGUUCUAUAUUUUUGUCUUUAUUGCAGUGGAUCUUGCACACAGGUUUACUGUUAACAUACCAGUUUUAGAACAGACAAACCAGAUUUUGCACAUCAUAUUUCUGUUUUUGCCAUUUUUAUGGGCAUUGGGGAUUCUGCCCCCACUUGAUGCACUUUUUCUAUGGGGAAUGGAACAAGUGUUGGAGUUUGGCCUAGGAGGUUCACCCAUGUCAAGUAAUACAAGGUUGUUAGUAAUGUUUCUCAUUUCUGCUGGAACAGCUAUAGCGUCAUAUUUCAUUCCUAGCACUGUUGGUGUAGUCCUCUUCAUGACUGGAUUUGGGUUCAUACUCAGUCUUAACCUAAGUGAGAUUGGUCUAGCCUUCAAGCACACCAUGAUCAGCCAUUUAGCUUCCAACAAGUCUAAGUCCAGUGGUCUUAGGAUACACUUUGUGUGGAGGGAAUUCUUUUUCUAUUUGACUGUCUUGACAUUGGCUCUCAUAGAAGCCAGCUUGCUGCAUCACUUUGCUGGUUUUUCAGCAUUUUCCAAAGCCAGUCCCCAGGCUAUAGUGAGUUACAUUCUGAUCAUAUUACUUAUAGUUAUGUGGAUUCUUAGAGAGAUUCAGGGAGUGUACUUGUUUGGAAUCUUCCGAAACCCUUUUUAUCCAAAGGAUGUCAGGACUGUGACGGUGUUCAUGGAGACGCAAAGAAGGCUUAUGAAAAUUGGUGUUGUCAGAAGGAUUUUACUAACACUAGUGUCUCCAUUUGCUAUGAUAGCAUUUCUUUCAUUAGACAGUUCCCUACAAAGUCUUCAUUCAGUAUCUAUUUGCAUUGGAUUCACAAGAACCUUUAGAAUGGCUGGUGUCAUUCGGGAUCGAUUACUUCAGUUGAUCUCAAAACUGCAGUUUGCUGUAGCUGUUCUCGUGACAUCAUGGACAGAGAAAAAGCAACGUCGGAAAUCUACUGCCACCUUAAUAACACUCAACAUUGUUUUCUUCCCAAUUGUAUUGGCCUUCAUAGCUGUCUGUGCACUACUUUCUUCCCCCAUGCUGCCGCUCUUCACUCUACCAAUAUUUUUGAUUGGGUUUCCUAGACCUAUCCGAAGCUGGCCUGGACCUGUGGGUGCAACAGCCUGCAUCUGUUCAGAUACCAUGUACUACCAGCAGGUGGUUCCAAGUUUGGCCGCUGCACUGCAGUCUGCACUAGCAUCUGGUAGUCUAGGUCUGUCUUUACCUGGAUCACACUACUUGUGCCGUUUUCAGGACAGACUGAUAUGGAUAUUAGUACUAGAAAGAGGCUUCACAUACUGCUGUGUUAAUAUUAAGGGGCUAGAAUUGCAGGAAACUUCCUGCCACACUGCUGAAGCACACAGAGUGGAUGAAGUUUUUGAAAUGGCCUUUGAACACCAGGAGCAUGCAGAGACUUUCUCUCUCAAUCAUCAUUUUGGAAAUAUUUUAACUCCUUGUACUGCUCUACCUGUGAGACUGUAUUCUGAUGCCAGGAAUGUCUUGUCUGGAAUAAUUGAUUCACAUGAGAACUUAAAGCAACUGAAAGAUGAUUUCCUUAAAGUGCUUGUAUGGAUACUUGUCCAGUAUUGCUAUAAAAAAUCAAAAAUGUGCGAGAAGCUGGACAAAACAACCAAGAACAAAGAAGGGUCAUUUCCAUUAACCCAGCCCAAAGCAUUUGACAGUGCAGUAGAAAAACCCAGGCCCAUAAAGGAUGAAGAUAGCUUUAGUGUAGAUACAAUUGCGGAUUGGACCGAUGAUAGUGAUCUUUUUGAUCUUGACCCCAGCAAAACAAGAGAAAGAAAAGAAACCAAGCCAUUGGAAGCUGCACCAAGAACACUUUUGUCUGUUCCAGGGUCAGUAGAAAUGGAGAGUGCAGUUGGUGCUCUGCAAGAGACAGCACCUGAAGAUAAACUCUACAAAGCUGUUGUGCUUGGACUCCCUGCUGUAGACAAAGGAAAGAAGCAGGAAGUUGUACGCUUACCUUUAGUUGAAUUUAGCUGCUCCUACUCUGAGUUGCUAAGCAUACCUGAAGAGUGGAGAACUGCACCCAUACCUACUUCCAAACUCAAUGAGAUGAGGCAGAGGUUUCCAGAAGACUGGUACCAUUUUGUUUUGAGUCAACUGGAUUUUUUUCAUUUGAAAGAAAAACCUUCCAAUUUACUUGAAGACAUUACUAAAGACAAAGCUUUGAAAGAGUUGUACGUCCAUGGUGUAUUGUCUUGUUGCUUUGGUUUGUUUGGACUAGACAGUACAGUUCCUGCUCCUAGUCAUGUAUUUAGAGCGUACACUGGUGGCAUUCCCUGGUGUGUUGGUUUGGAUUGGCUAACUGGAAAACCAGAGCUUUUCCAACUAGCACUGAAAGCAUUCAGAUAUACGUUUAAGCUCAUGGUUGACAAAGCAAGCCUGGGUCCAGUAGAGAACUUCAAAGAGCUGAUUAACUAUCUGGAAGAAUAUGAAAGUGACUGGUACAUUGGUUUAGUAUCAGAUAUUGAGUGGCAACAAGCAGUUUUACAGGAAAAGCCGUAUCUUUUUUCUUUGGGACAUGAUCCUAACAUGGGAGUUUACACUGGCAGAGUGCUUACCCUUCAGGAAUUGUUAGUGCAGGUUGGGAAGCUCAACAACGAAGCUGUCCGAGGUCAAUGGGCAAAUCUUUCAUGGGAGCUGCUGUAUGCUACCAAUGAUGAUGAAGAACGCUACAGUAUACAAGCUCACCCAGUCCUUCUGAGAAACCUUACUGUUCAAGCAGCAGACCCACCGCUUGGCUACCCUGUUUAUUCAUCUGCAUCUCUCCAUGUGCCUUUGUUGUAAGGUGUUUCUUUUUGUAUUUCCUAUCUGUAAGUAGGAAACCAAGCACUAAUGCUGCAUUUGUCUAACUAGAAAUAUGAAGAUCUCAUUGAGUGGCAUUGGAUGGCAGUUGCCAAACCAAGGAAACCUAAUUUGCACAGAAAGGGUGCUAGCUGGAGGCAAGAACUUUAGAACCUGUUUUUUCACUGCUGGAACUACCCAAGCCCCUUUCCCUGUGUGGCUGCCACACAUGUCUUGAUCUCCACUUCAGAGAAGAGAGACUUAGCUCUGGCCACUAACUGUUGUUGGUGCUUUUUUUUUUUUAAAUAGCUUGACAGGUGACUUGCAUUCGUGGGCAGGUUACAGCUCAUUGUAGUAUAGUGAACUGUAGAAUUGGUAACCAAAGUGUACAUAUGAAUAUUUAUAUGAAAUUUUUAUUCUGAUCAUUUUAUAUAUUGAUGUAUUUUGAUUUUUUUAGAACUUGUUAUAAUGUAUAACUUCAAAUCAUUUUAUUUAAUGUGUAUUACCAGCUGCCCUUUCACAAAGGAAGCCUUGGAGUGUUUCUAUAGAAGUGCACACUAGCUAUUCCAGGCUUUCCCCUCCUCCAGUGUAAACAAACCAUUAUAGAGGCUGUAUGUAGGCAGGGGGGUACUUCAGGAUGCAGGUGGGCUCCCCCUUGCAGUCUUCCCGCAGCUCCCUCCCAAUUCCACCCCCAGCUUUUGCCCCGUGGAGGGCAACAGGGCACUGGACUUCAGCUGGACAAUCUAGGUGUGUAAAGCUAUUACACUUGAACUUGUUUGACUGCCAAAGCCCUUCAGCAGGGCAGUCAGACUCCUCCACUUUCCUAUGUACUAAUAGGAAGGAGAUCUUCUAGCAGGAGGUAGAGUCCUUGCUGACUUGGUGUCCAAGACAGCUGAGACAUUUAGAACUAUUGACCCUGACUACCUGAGCAGAACUCUACUAAAAAGAGAGAGGGCUCAGUUGGCAACUACUUCUCCCCUAUGUAGAGAGGGGAAGUGCCUUCCCCUAAACAAUGCAGGGCUAACGGGAAAGCCACAAGCCUGCUGCAUCCCCUCCCAUCCAGACUGAUUAGAUGUGUGCACAAGUUAUCCAGCCUCAGUGCUGCCCUUCUAGAGUAGCCCUCACAAGCAAUAAACACUCUUUUCCCCCUUCAUAGCUUGGUUGAUAUUGGUCCUGAAUGUCAGCCCAGGGUGCAACCAGCUUAUGGGGCAUGGGGCUUUCAGGCUCCAGGAAGGGAAGAAUCUGGGCUGGUGGGUGGGGUCUGUAAGGCGUGAGAAUGGUGGAAAUAGGAUCAAGUAGUUUAUGAUUCGUAGCUACCCUCCAAAUACAGGGUAAACUCAUGGCAGCAGAAAGAUCACGAUAGGGUUCCUGUCCUCCUACCAUUGUUUUUAUAAACCUAAAGAAUGAAUUUAUAGAAGGCCCUGCAACAGUAAAGCAGAUAUGUUUAGAGACAUGCUUUUAUUCAAAAAUGUUCUUACAAUCACAUUAAGUUGCAUUUGUCAGGUUACAUGAUAGCAAAAAAGUAAGGAAUUAAAAAAUAAAGGCCUUAACUUGCAAAGAUUAACAGAGGACAGAACACGCCUCCUGCUACAGCUACUACUCUGCUUUAGUGGGGUUUUGUGCAGGUUUCUCUUCAAGCUUUCUUCUUUUGAGAGUAGGAGAUAUCAGCAUCCUGUAAUAAUGAGAACACAACACAUUUUAAGCAAUGUUUUCCUCCAUUUUCUAUUCAUUUAGAUUUGGAAAUCCUUCACACAAGAUGGAGUUAAAAAAAAAAUCCCAUUCUACUUGUAUUUGUAUUGUCAGCAUCUGAUCCCAUAGUGUUGUGCAGGAGGACAGCUUUAAGUGUGCACAUGAAACUUUUGCUGCUUGAUUUUAGAGUGCUUAACCUUUUGCAUAAUAUAGGUUUUUCUACCUAAAAUGAGGCUUUUGUCUCAGACACAGCUUUAAGUAUGUGACAUAAGCAAUACUUGCAAGGAAGUGAGAGAUUCUCAGCCUGUCUGAAUUCCAAAUCUAUUGCUCAAGUCACUUUAAAUAUUAUAGUAGUGACAGAGCAUAGUGCAGGCCAGGUCUAUAGCAGCUGCUCAGUAUCCAGCUCUGAACCUACAUUUGUGCACUGCAGACUAGAUAUAUUUGAGGUGAAAUGUUUUGUCAUAAGCUUACUCAUGUCACUGUUCUGCUUGAACAGCAAUAACCCGUGGGGCUGUAUAUGCUUGUGUAGUGUCCAAAUGUGGUACCAAGCAGGGAGGAAGAUGAACAGCAGACCCAGAAUGCAGCCUACAUUGAGAGCUAAAGUCUCUACUAAGAGAUGAAAGGAUCUACAGAAACACCCUGUUAGGUAUGGCUUACCACUCCACUCUUGAAGUUUUGUAUUCUUAUUUUGCCCAUCUUGUUCAUAAGCCACCAUGCCCAGGUGGGUGCAUAUUGCCAAAGGUAGCAGACUGCUAGAUAUGGGUGAUCACUGAUCCAAGCUUCUUUCAGAUCAUUUACCAUGCUGACCAAUGUAAGCCGAACGCAGCGAUCAGUUGGCAUUUUGUGGGACUGAUCACCGGUGUUAUCUAGGGACUGGGAAAAAAAGAGGAAUGACAAAAUGCUACAGAACUUUUGCCUGGAGAAAAAUUUACUUCAUUCCCCCAUCUUUGGCUUUCCUGUGUACCCAUCAUCAGAGCAUUUAGAGCAUACAUAAUUCAAAACAAAAUGUCUUCCCCAAUGCCAUUCUCCCUCCUUCCCUCAUUUAUGCUGCAUCCUUAAGGGGGAGUUAUACUUUGUUUUUAAAUGGAUCACAGCUCAUUGCAUAUGUAUCCCUAAUAAUAAAACACAGGUCUCUUGUGGCUUCUGGCAAAGUAGGCUGGC
Chrysemys picta bellii (western painted turtle) is the source of this 6698-nucleotide messenger RNA. RefSeq names its product pecanex 4 (gene PCNX4). Gene Ontology annotation, cellular component: membrane. The record is from RefSeq and is a predicted model, not a curated record. Lineage: Eukaryota; Metazoa; Chordata; Testudines; Emydidae.